Molecule: messenger RNA, 1807 nt
Organism: Colletotrichum scovillei
Lineage: Eukaryota; Fungi; Ascomycota; Sordariomycetes; Glomerellales; Glomerellaceae
Exons: 1
Coding region: 490-1113 (207 amino acids)
Source: RefSeq, a predicted model, not a curated record
AGAAAAGAUUGUGUGCAUUGCCAGCAAGCAUCCCUUUUACUCUCUCGGAUACCUCUACUACAUAACAAACGCUGGAUACCUUACCUGAGGUACGUGCAGCGCGAAUGCCAAGCCCUGGACACUAGGGCGGCUUGCAGCUGGAUCCUGGAUGCUGACCCUCGCUAAAAAGGUUAGCCGGAGAGCGGAUUAACUGCCAACCUAGUUCAGACCGUGCGGAUUGGAAUUCUCUGACUCCAACCUCUCCGUGUUUCCUGCCGUUCCGUCACCAGAUAACUUAGCUGCAGCCCUUCUGAGGACAGCCCUUCACCCAAAGAAGUACGGAUAGUAUCGCCAACAAAAAGCUGUCGCACCGACUUCAUCUUCAUCUUCAUUUCUCCGCCCCUCCAUUUCUACUUACUGACGCGUCCGCCGCUCCCUCGGAUCCGUCAAUCACCGAUUUCAUUCCCCCACUUACCCUUCACAACCGCCAAGCUGGACUCCUCCGUCGUCAUGUCGAAUGCGCCUCCGCCUGCGCUCUUACCACCGCCCGAGGGCAUCUUCCGGACCUUCGAAGACCUUCUGACCUCGGUUCAGCGCGUCGCAAAAGACCAAGGAUAUGGAGUUGUUAAGCUGCGCGCCUCAAAUUACCGCGAUGGCAAGCCGACCCGUUACGACUUGGUUUGCGACCGCGGCGGCGUCAAGUACAGCAGCACCGCCAAGAAGCGUAACCCAUCGACGCGCAAGGUCGAUUGCCCAUGGCGCGCAAAGGCCGUCUGCGAGGUCCAGCUCGGAAACCAGUGGCGUUUUGCUGUUCAGGAGGGCAGUCACAACCACGAGCCUCGCAUCGCGACCGCCCCUCCCGGUCAGGAAAACACCCCUCUCGCCCAGUCGAUCCGUUCCUUCACCAACAAGAUUGAUCGCCUCAAUCACGACAUGAACCAAGGCUUCGGUCGUAUCGAACAAGCUCUUGACACGAUGAACAAGCGCCUAGAGAAUCUCGAGAAUCGCGCGGGUGGUUACGAGCCUCGGUUCCAGAAUAUGGAGUCGCGGUUGCAAGGCAUGGAGGCGCGUGGAAGCAUGGAGCUGCCCAUGGACGAUGUCGAUGCUCGACUCCUGUCAUCUUCGGUUAUGUAGGAGAGUGACCCGGUUGACGAGUCGGGCUUCAAGGCUUCGGAGUUAUCCGAGGACUUCGUGUGGACGUCUAAUGCCUGACCACGCCUCGGCAUCACAAGAAGCCCUGGUCACUAGCGUUCCCUCUCAACAUGCGAUGGACCGGGAAGAGGAUCACGCGUCGACAAAUGCACGAGACUCUACUCUCACAGCAAGUGGUUAUGGAUAAGGAGACGAGCCAAGGCAGGAUUGGCGGGACAAAUCAUGUUAUCACGGCGUUGGACGGGGAUCAGGGCGUUUUCGGACACAUUGAGUUUCAUUUUUCUUCCUUGGUUCUAGUGCGAAAGAGCGGCAUCGGUCGCAGGUUUGGGAGUAUGGCCCUAAGAGAGGGUACUUUUUCUCAUGAAAACUGUGCGAUAUUACGGGAGGGCGGCUUUUUUGUUUUGCGGUUCAGACACGUUUGGCGGACAAUGAGGUCCAAAACCUAUAGUGAGCAUUGCCCCUUUGGGUGUUUUAUAGGAUCAUCGCAUUUCAGCGUUACCUUGCACACAAACGGCUUCAGUUGGAGUGUUAUCCGGGAUGGUAAAGUUCCAGUUCGUGAUCAUCGCUCUUUCCUCAUUGCCUUCGGGACAACCUUUCUCGUAGGAGCAAGCGAUAUGCCGAAGGAUGACGUAACAUGAGCACCUUGUCGGCCGCUGCCCUUUAGUCAAUACCUCGC